Coccinella septempunctata (seven-spotted ladybird) is the source of this 1924-nucleotide messenger RNA. It is a transcript of the gene Ase, whose product is annotated as achaete-scute complex protein T8-like. The coding region runs from base 200 to 1207 and encodes 335 amino acids. Lineage: Eukaryota; Metazoa; Arthropoda; Insecta; Coleoptera; Coccinellidae. Gene Ontology annotation, molecular function: protein dimerization activity. The transcript is spliced from 2 exons. The record is from RefSeq and is a predicted model, not a curated record.
CUGAAAAUCGCGCCUUUUUGUCAUCAUCACUUACAUCCGGUCGUAAAAACAGAUACGUCAUAGUUGUCUAAUAGAUGUGAUCCCAGUGAACCCGUGACGUGGUGCGACGAUCUCCAAUUGCCGUUAAUUAAAACAGGACUGGAAGACUGUAAUGUUAUUUUUAUUGCGGUUCAUUAAGAGGACUUAACUUUUCAUCAGAAUGUCAUCGUUAGGCGUCGUCGCUUGCAGCGCGCCUCAUAAAAAUGUUCUACAACAAUCUAACAAUCAACAGAAGGAUUUCCAGCAGAGUUACCCUACCAAGAACUUCACCAAGGACGAUAUCCUGCUGACCAAUCAAGCCCGGAAGAAAACUCCGAAAACGUCCGGUAAAGACGGCAUGAAAUCGAACCCGCAAAUUCUAGCGGUGGCCAGGCGUAACGCGCGCGAGCGGAAUCGUGUGAAACAAGUGAACAACGGUUUCGCGAACCUCAGGGAACGCAUCCCGAAUUUCAUCGCCGCCUCUUACGAAUCAGGAAGAGGUAACAAUAAGAAACUCAGCAAGGUCGAGACCUUACGUAUGGCUGUGGAAUACAUCAGGAGCCUCGAGGACUUGUUGGCUCUGGAUGACCAUGAAGUGGAGUCUCUGUCAAGGUCGUAUCCGAGUCCUUCGUCAGUUGGAUCUCCUAAUAUACCCUCUCACAAAACUAGCUAUCAAUUCUCGGACAUGUCUGCCAGUGCGGACGAAGAAAUGUCCAAUACUUCUUCACCUCCCCCACAAUACGUCCGAAUAAACACCCUGACCAACACCUACGAAUUGCUACCGGCUCAGAUGUACGAAGACAGUGAAAAUUUGAUACCCCUGAGUGAUUCGGGACAUUUACUAUCCGAUGGCAACCUGAUCCAUCCUUCAGAUCUGGAUUUCAAAGUGCAAGAUAUGAAUCUCUUGAACGGCGCUGAUAGCAGGGAUUCUCUUUCUCCAGGGAUCUACAGCGACCAAUCUUUCUCUCCCGAGAACAUCGAGAGGUAUCAGCAAUCCAAAUGUUUCGUGCCGAUUUUCGAUCAGUUCGUGGCCAAUAGCGGGAAAUUUAGCCUGGACAAUAUAAAGCAGGAAGACUUUGACGAUCCUGUUCUUUCUGUGACUGGCGAGAAUAAUUUUGCAGAGGAGCACAAGGGUAUGACCAAUGCCAUGCAGUGGUGGGAAAAUCACACAUCUAUCUCUGGAAGCUAGGACCUAGUGAAGAUACCUACUCAUUCAGAUCAUCAGUUGUGCCAGUGAAAAACGAAAGAACACAUUUCGUUGUGAUGUUUUAUUGAGAAAAUAUGUCUAUUUAUUGUUGAAUAGUUGAUUUUAAAUUAAUAUAUAAAAUGUUGGACAGAUAAAGCUAUUAGGAUAUGUGAAUUAGAUAGACUUUUGGUGCAUAUGAUCUCUACUAGUGAAGGUACUUGUAAAUAAAUUUGGUACAAUAUGUUUAAUAAUGAACAAUAUUUUAUAAUUUCAAACUGGGUCCUUUUUGAGAUAAGCUAUGGAAAUGCUUCAUCAUCGAUAGAAAGUUUUCAUUUAAUUUCAUGUUUGUGAUGAAAACUAUCUAUCUUGUUAGGUGUCAAAGAAGAAUACCACCUAGCUCUUGUAUACUAAUCAUAAUAAACAUUCAAAUAAAAAAUGUAUUUAUGGCCAUUUUCCACUUUCAUAGCUUAUCUCUGAAUUUUUGGCUGUAAAAAUGUUGUGCCUUUAUGAUGAAAUAAAAAAUGUUCUUCUGUAAUUCCAUAGUGUGUACUUCACCAACCUACGUAAGAUAUUUAAAAUGAAUAUUUGCAUUGAAUCAAUGAAGCUAUGAAUACUUUUGGAUGCUUCAAUAUUUUUGAUGAGAAAUUAACUCAGCAGCAUUCUAAAAUUUUCAACUGAAUAUUGUGUUCAUUAUCUUCUAUGAAUGAGAUAAUUUGAAGA